This is a messenger RNA of Monopterus albus (swamp eel), 1778 nucleotides long. RefSeq names its product bone gamma-carboxyglutamate (gla) protein, like (gene bglapl). The coding region runs from base 438 to 1013 and encodes 191 amino acids. Gene Ontology annotation, cellular component: extracellular region. NCBI's taxonomy places the organism in Eukaryota, Metazoa, Chordata, Actinopteri, Synbranchiformes, Synbranchidae. The transcript has 4 exons. Gene Ontology annotation, biological process: osteoblast differentiation; regulation of cellular response to insulin stimulus; bone development. Gene Ontology annotation, molecular function: calcium ion binding; hydroxyapatite binding; structural constituent of bone. The record is from RefSeq and is a predicted model, not a curated record.
UGUCUUAGAAUAACAAUGUAAAUAUUCCUGAAGAGCCUUUUAUGUGAGAGUAUAUUGGCAUAUAUGAAAGUUUGUAGAGAAAGGAGAUGAAUCCAAUUAGUGCAAAGUGACGUUAAUGUUAAGUCAAGGUUUACAUACAGUACCAUGCACUGUAUGUACAGUUGAAUGUCAGGAAUGUUUGCGGUCUAAGUCUGUGUGCAGGUGCAUGGUUUUUUGGACUCUGUGCCAGGGGCUGCGUGGGUGUUUAUAGGAGCUUUCAUGACAAGUGGAAGCGGAAAUGUUGACAUCUGAUUCCCCAACCAAUCAGAGUUUUCAUAGCCUGGGUUUAGUCUGAUACAGAGGGUGGACUACAGUAUAUAUUGGCCUUAACUUUGGGGAAAGAAACAGAGAAAACCAUCGAAGGAAACAAAGGAAGAAGAAACUAACCACAAGGCAUCAUGAAGGCUCUGACUCUCCUCUCCAUCUGCGCACUCCUGGCAGUGUGCUGGUCCAUGGGAGCUGUUGAACCAGAGGUUGUGGUUGAUCCUGCUGCUGAUACAGCUGCUGAAGCUGCACCCGAGGACCCUGCAACUGCUGCCCCUGAUUCCUCCUCCACUUCAGACUCUUCCUCCUCUUCUGAGUCCGAUUCUGCCUCUGACUCCAACUCUUCCUCUGACUCAACUUCCGAUUCAUCGUCCUCCUCUGAAUCCUCCGAAUCAUCCUCUUCUGAGUCUUCUGAAUCUUCCUCUGAGUCCAGUUCUGCUUCCGACUCUUCUGCCACUUCAUCUUCCUCCUCCUCCUCCUCAUCUUCAUCAGAGUCAGCCAGUGAUGAGGCUUCUCAGGUGGUUAUGAAGAGGGAUCUGGCUGCUGUUCUCCUCAGGCAGAGGAGAGCUGCCCCAGGAGAAAACCUCUCCCCUGUGCAGCUGGAAAGCCUGAGAGAGGUGUGUGAGCUGAACGUCGCCUGUGAUGAAAUGGCUGAUACUGCAGGUAUCGUUGCUGCUUAUAACGCCUACUAUGGACCCGUUCCCUUCUAACUUAAAGACUUUUCUUUUGAACUCUUUAAUCUGUCCUUUUGUAAUAAAACAGUGCAACAGUUCCCCUGAAUCCAGGCAAGGAGCAGACAAUCACAAAUAAUGGGUUUGGCUCAUGAUGCUAAGAUUUGUUUUUCUCCCUCUGGCACAAAUUCUUGCACGGUGACCAGCUUUAGAGGUCCUGUAUGAAAAGGCCUCUUCCAGGCUUUCACAGAAAGGCACAUGGAAACACAAGCCUGUGAAGUAUGUUGUAGCUCACACAAGUUUAAAUUAUUCUUCACAUCUACAGUAUUAUACUAUAGUAUCUUAUAGUAUAGUGCCACAAGUACAAAUGUAUUGUAUAUUAAUAUAUGUGUUUAUGUGUUUUUAUAUCGUGCUUUAGUCUAGCUGUAGUCGUUGUAGUUCUAGUAAUUAGUGGGUGUAUUCAUGAGUUCUUAGAGGUGCUGUAGUUUUAGCAAUAAUGUAGUGGUAGUGUACAGUGUGUUUAAAAAUGCACAUCGAAUGUCUGUAUUGACUGUAACCACAAAUUGCCUCUGGGUUUGAAAAUAAAUUAUUUUGUUUGUCAGACUGCUGUAUUGUCUUCUGUAUCUUCUGAUGGUACUCACUGUUGUAAGGAAUGGCACUAUACCAAUAGAACUGAGUUGAUAUGGCAAACUUAUUAACAUUAUCAGUCAUUUGGAAACAUGUUUCUGGCCACCAUCCUCUCAACUUUGAGCUUGUAAAAACAUUUUAAAUGUGAAUAGGAACUAUUUGUACUUGUAAAACCAU